AUGGAUGCACAUGUGGGGAUGAAUGGACUGGACUCCUUUUCUAUGCGGGUUGCACUUGCACAUCCAUCCAAGUGCAGAGCAGCCAUGGACGUGAUUCACAAGUUCAUCCAUUUGGUGCUCCCCCCUGUUAUCGUCGUUACUCUGUGUCUCAUUCUUCCUUUCAUAUUCACAAUGAAGCUCGUCUUUUCUCUCAUCAUGAGACCAUCGCCUCUAUCUGGGGAGAACAUGAGCGGAAAGGUUGUUCUCAUUACCGGUGGUUCUUCGGGUAUCGGAGAGCACCUUGCUUAUGAAUAUGCCAAGGGAGGAGCUUCUCUGGUCCUCAUUGCCAGAAGGGAGAAUAGUCUAAGAGAAGUUGCUAGGAAGGCUGUUGGGCUUGGUUCCCCUGAUGUUUUGGUUGUUGGUGCAGAUGUUUCCAAGGUAGACGAAUGUAAGCAAUUUGUUGAAGCAGCUGUGAACCAUUUCGGCCGAUUGGACCAUCUUGUAUGUAAUGCCGGGAUCAUCAGCUUCUGUGCCUUCAAAGACGUAACCAGUAUCGCCAGUUGCACAUCUCUCAUGGAUAUUAACUUUUGGGGAUCAUUUUAUCCCACUUAUUUCGCUGUUCCACACCUGAAAAGGAGCAAAGGCAAGAUCAUCGUCAAUGCUUCGUCAUCUGGCUGGAUGGGCUCACCCGCAAUGACUUUUUAUGGUGUAUGA
Messenger RNA from Nelumbo nucifera (sacred lotus), 693 nucleotides. Its product is annotated as 11-beta-hydroxysteroid dehydrogenase A-like. The record is from RefSeq and is a predicted model, not a curated record. Lineage: Eukaryota; Viridiplantae; Streptophyta; Magnoliopsida; Proteales; Nelumbonaceae. Gene Ontology annotation, molecular function: oxidoreductase activity. Gene Ontology annotation, cellular component: cytosol.